AUGUCGCCGGUCCGGGCCGUCGAGGACGCUAGCGAAUGGUACGACUACAUCAUCUGUGGAGGUGGCACCUCGGGCUGUGUGCUGGCCGGUCGCCUGGCCGAAGCCUGCCCCACGUCCUCUUCGCCCAAUGCAUCCAUCCUGAUCGUUGAAGCGGGCCCGGACUCGAGAGCCAACCCGCUCGUGACCAUGGUUGGCGGGCUUUUCCAAGCCAUGGGCGGCGAGAUGGACUGGUCGUUCGAGACGGUGCCGCAGGAGCAUCUCAACAACCGCGUGCUGCAGCUCAGCCGUGGCAAGUUCCUCGGCGGCAGUAGCGGCUUCAACGGCACGCUGUGCAUUCGCGGCUGUCAGGCCGACUACGACGACUGGGGCCUAGAGGGCUGGACGGGGGAGGACAUGUUCCGGUGCAUGAAGAAGGCUGAAACGUUCCAUGGUAUCGACUGGUUCCGGGCGGCCGAGGGCGAGCACGGGACCAACGGGCCAUUGCACGUUGAACCGCAUAAGCUGGCACCCAUUUCGGACCGAGUUCUAGAAUCCAUGCAGGAUAAGGGCCUGCCGUUCGUAGAUGACAUGUUCACCACGGGGCAGCCGGCACACGGCUGUGGCCAUGUCCCGCGCACGGUCCACGAGGGCGUGAGAUCGUAUAGUCCGGCGUUCUUGCAAGGACAUGAGAGUGAGAUCGAUAUCGUGACAAACGCUACUGUUGACAAGAUUGUGCUAGAGCAGCGCGACGGGACAGCAGUGGCAACGGGUGUUGCGGUCAUCGACGGUUCUGGCAAGACAAAGGUAGUAAAAGCCCGCAAGCAAAUCAUCGUCUCUGCAGGAGCGUACUGCUCACCCACCAUUCUCCUCCGGUCAGGUACUGGCCCGAAAGAAGAGCUCGCACGGUUCAACAUUGAGUGCAUUGUCGAUUCUCCUGGCGUCGUCUUCGUGCCUUACGAGGUCACGCAGCCCAACCUGACGAACGAUGUCCACGUGCAUCACAAGGACGGCUUCGCAAACUCGCUAUCGACAUAUCAGGCCUCCCGAUCUGGCUUCUUUGCCACGUUUCCGUUCGGUGUGUUCGCCCUCGCGCGCCUGGACGACGCCCUCGCAUCCUCACCUUUGUGGCGCGACCGUUCUGCCGCGACGGCCGGAUCCGAUCGCGACGCCGCAAACCUCACACGACAGCAAGCUCACGUCGAGUACAUGCACACUGAGCUCUACUCGGGCCACAUCCACGGGCGUGAUGUUCCUCUGGACGGCAAGCACGGCUUCGAGAUGAUGACCCUGCUGUUCAGCCAGCAGAGCCGAGGCGCCGUGACACUCCGGUCGGCAGACCCGCACGAUAAACCCGCCAUCGACCCACGUUAUCUUUCGGACCCUCUCGACCUUCUCAUGCUGACUGAAGGCGUACGUUACGCGCACUCGAUUGUGACGUCCGGCUCGGGCACCAAAGACAUCAUCACCCCCGGCGUGUGGAUGGCUGGACCGGAGUACGCGGCGUUAGGGCCCGACACGACCGGCAAGGACUGGGAGGGGUACGUGCGGCAGUACAGCGCCACGGCGCAUCACCCGGCAGGGACGUGUCGGAUGGGGAAGGACGAUGACCCAAUGGCGGUGGUGGAUAACAAGCUGCGAGUCAAGGGCGUCAAGGGCCUGAUGGUUGCAGACUGCAGCAUCAUACCUAGUCUGAACGGCGGACACACUCAGAUGCCGGCGUACGCGAUCGGCGAGAAGGCGGCGGAGAUGCUGGUUCAAGCAUGA
Messenger RNA from Cladophialophora carrionii CBS 160.54, 1743 nucleotides. RefSeq lists its product as uncharacterized. Lineage: Eukaryota; Fungi; Ascomycota; Eurotiomycetes; Chaetothyriales; Herpotrichiellaceae. The transcript has 4 exons. Gene Ontology annotation, molecular function: flavin adenine dinucleotide binding; oxidoreductase activity, acting on CH-OH group of donors. The record is from RefSeq and is a predicted model, not a curated record. Bases 1 to 1743 code for a protein of 580 amino acids.